UAGGCCCCCGCGGCGGAGCACCGCCCCCGCCCUAAUCCCCGGAUCGGCCAGGAGCCAGCGGAUGACUCACUUGGCUGCGCGCCGGUAGUGCCUUUGAAAGGCGGUGGGAGACGGCGAGCGCGAUGGCGAGCUUGAGUCUUCUGCUGAGCGUGCUGGGCCUGGUCCUGUGCGGGGCGGCGAGCCUUGAGCUGUCCGCUCCUCCCGCCCGCACCUCCAAGAAGCCCAUCAUCGGAAUAUUAAUGCAAAGGUGCCAUAGUGAGAACAUGAAAAUCCUGGGAAAAUACUAUAUUGCUGCAUCCUAUGUAAAGUAUCUGGAGUCCGCAGGUGCAAGAGUUGUACCCAUAAGGCUUGAUCUUAAAGAUGAAGAGUAUGAAAAGCUUUUCAAAUCUAUUAAUGGGAUCCUUUUCCCUGGAGGAGGUGUUAACCUCAUGAAGUCAGGUUACGCCCACGUGGCCAAAAUAUUUUACAAGUUGGCCAUACAGGGUUUUGGUAAUGGAGACUAUUUUCCCACGUGGGGGACCUGCCUUGGAUUUGAAGAGCUUACGUAUCUGGUCAGUGGAGAGAGCUUAUUAACCCUCACGGAUACUGUUGGAAUUAAAAUGCCACUGAACUUCACUAGAGGUCCAUUGCAGAGCAGAAUGUUCCAGAAUUUUCCUGCUGACUUGUUGCUGUCAUUAGCAGUAGAACCUCUGACUGCAAAUUUCCACAAGUGGAGCCUCUCUGUGAAGAAUUUUACAAUGAAUGAAAAGUUAAAGGCGUUUUUCAAUAUAUUAACUACAAAUACAGAUGGCUAUAUUGAGUUUAUUUCAACAAUGGAAGGAUACCAGUAUCCAGUAUAUGGUGUCCAGUGGCAUCCAGAGAAAGCUCCUUAUGAGUGGGGAAAAUUAAAAGGCAUUUCCCAUGCGCCUGAUGCUGUGAGGGCUGCGUUUUAUUUAGCAGAGUUCUUUGUGGCUGAAGCUCGGAAAAACAAUCACCAUUUUGAAUCUGAUGUUGAAGAGGGCAAAGCACUAAUUUAUCAGUACCGUCCAGUUUAUACUGGGAACAUUUCUUCGUUUCAGCAAAGUUAUAUAUUUGAUUGAAAGCCUUCAGUGUGUUAACAGAGAAAUUUUGAUUAACUCCAUGAUUAAACUGUUGUAAUAACUUGCUACUCAUGACGAUAAUAGAAGGCCACAGAGAUUCCUUUCCUGUGAUGUUACUGGCUCUGAUUCUUCAUUCAGUAUAUUUGACUGUUUAUAUCGCAUUUGAUAAUCAGUCAGUGAGACAGAUACAUAAUCUGAGUGUUUUUCAUGGAAAAGCUUUCUUUUAUCUGAAGAUUAGAAAAAAAUAAAUUUAUUGAAAAUA
Physeter macrocephalus (sperm whale) is the source of this 1341-nucleotide messenger RNA. RefSeq names its product gamma-glutamyl hydrolase (gene GGH). Gene Ontology annotation, cellular component: vacuole. The coding region runs from base 123 to 1079 and encodes 318 amino acids. The transcript is spliced from 9 exons. The record is from RefSeq and is a predicted model, not a curated record. Gene Ontology annotation, molecular function: gamma-glutamyl-peptidase activity. Gene Ontology annotation, biological process: tetrahydrofolylpolyglutamate metabolic process. Lineage: Eukaryota; Metazoa; Chordata; Mammalia; Artiodactyla; Physeteridae.